This is a messenger RNA of Synchytrium microbalum, 2211 nucleotides long. RefSeq names its product acyl-CoA oxidase (gene POX1). The record is from RefSeq and is a predicted model, not a curated record. Lineage: Eukaryota; Fungi; Chytridiomycota; Chytridiomycetes; Synchytriales; Synchytriaceae. The transcript has 13 exons. Gene Ontology annotation, molecular function: FAD binding; fatty acid binding; acyl-CoA oxidase activity. Bases 1 to 2211 code for a protein of 736 amino acids. Gene Ontology annotation, cellular component: peroxisome. Gene Ontology annotation, biological process: lipid homeostasis; fatty acid beta-oxidation using acyl-CoA oxidase.
AUGGCAACCACCUCAAGCGAAACAAAGGCAUGGAGCUCUCCAAAGUCAACCAGUGCUCUUCCAGCUGGCAGAUACCCAGCCCCUAACAAUGCCCAUCAUUUGAAUCCACACGGUUUACUUCCAGGCGGGGUCGAUGGGCCAAAAUCCUUGGAAUACGAACGAUCUAGAGCUACAUUCCCUCUCGACAAUGUAACUCGCGUCUUGUAUUCCGACAAUGAACUCGAAAUGCAAGAACGUGUCAUCAGAGUCGUGUCCAAUGACCCCGUCUUUGACAAGACACACCUACACCACCGCAAUCACGAGGAAGCAUUCUUGCAAUCAACCAGAGCCGCAUACCGUCUCAACGAACUCUCCAGAAUACACAAAUGGGGAAACGCUGAAUGGCACUACGCUUACUCUCUCCUCGAAGGCUCUUCCCCGAUGGCACUCAACUUGUCCAUGUUUAUUCAAAUCAUUAGGACCGAAGGAAGUGCAGAACAGCAAAAGGAUUUAAUCAACAAGAUUGUAAACUUUAAUAUUAUCGGAUGUUACGCUCAGACUGAGCUUGGUCAUGGAAGUAACGUUCAGGGGCUGGAAACUGAGGUUUCGUAUAUUGAGGCUACUGAUGAGCUGGAAGUUAACUCGCCUUACUUGACUUCUGGUAAAUGGUGGAUUGGUGCUUUGGGAAAAUCAUGUACUCAUGUUGGGUUGAUGGCUCAAUUGAUUAUUAAGGGCAGAAGCUACGGUAUCCAUUCAUUUGUAUUCCGUAUCCGAUCAGAAAAAGAUCACUCGUUACUGCCAGGAGUUAUUGCGGGUGAUAUUGGUACCAAAUAUGGUCACAAUGGUCUGGACAAUGGAUGUGCUUGGUUUUACAAAUUCCGUGUCCCAAAAAGCGCUCUUCUAAACAGAUUCUCAAACAUUGAUACCAAGGGAAACUAUGUCCGUAACAAGGCCAACUCAAAGUUGGUCUACAAUUCCAUGAUGUCUGUAAGAGCUGGUAUGGUUCGAGGUGCCGCUGGUACUUUGGCCAGAGCUGCUACAAUCGCAGUCCGAUACUCUGCCAUCCGUCGUCAAACAGCAAACUUGGAUCCUGUUUCUGUAAAGGACAAGAUUGGUGAAGAGUACACUAGAAAUGCCGCUAGACCUGCUGAGACUCAGAUUUUGAAUUAUCCUCAACAGCAAUAUCGAUUAUUCACUUCCAUCGCUAAAUCAUACGCUUUACAUUUUGUCGGUAUGGACAUGAUGGCACAAUACAACAGUUUCAUGGACAACUUGAACAAGGAUGACUUUGACCGAGUUGCACAAUUACAACCCGAAAUCCACGCAACUUCUUCGUCGUUGAAAUCAUUGGUGACAAACAUUGCAUACGAUGCUAUUGAGGACUUGCGAAGAUGUUGUGGUGGUCACGGAUACCUUACAGGAAUGGCAAAUAUCACCAACAAUGAUUACGGCAUGAUGGUUACAGGCGAAGGCGACAACUACAUGAUCAGUCUCCAAUGUACUCGCUACCUCCUAAAAACAUUCAACAAUCUCAAAGCAUUGAAGGAACCAAACCUCAAACAUACCACAGACACCACUGAAUACUUGCUGGGUGCUCUGAAACCCGAAUUCGAUCACCUGAAAUGCCGUGCAACUUCACAAGAAGACUUGUUGAACGUAAAUGAAAUCUGUACCGCUUUUGCUGUUCGAGCUGGACGUUUGGUUAAGGAACUCGCCCAAGAGAUCACUGAUGGUGCUACAUUUGUGUCAAGACAAUGGGAGGCCAACCGAGUGUCUAAAGCACACGGACAAUACAUCAUCAUUACUUCCUUUGCCAAGCAAUUGGACGAUAAAAAGACUUUGGCCAAACUUGGCCCUGAUGCUGCCAAAGUCAUGAGGCAAUUGUUUGAAUUGUUUGCAUUGUCGACUAUGGAGUGUGAGCCCGAAUUUGGAACAAUGGGUUACCUCUCAUGGCGUCAAUACUCAUGGAUCCGUUCCCUCGUCCGAGACAUUAUCGACCAAGUACGACCCAACGCUGUCGCACUAGUCGAUGCCUGGAAUUACAGCGACUUUGCUCUGCACUCUGCUUUGGGACGAUACGAUGGAAGAGUAUACGAGACUAUGGUUGAAUGGGCUAGCAAGGAACCACUCAACAACGGUAAACACUGGCCAGCAUUCUCAAGCUGGAAUGACACUUACAGGCCCAUGUUGGAGAAUGAUGGAAAGAAUGGAUCUGUUGUUUCCAGACUGUAG